Xenopus tropicalis (tropical clawed frog) is the source of this 4765-nucleotide messenger RNA. RefSeq names its product integrin subunit alpha 8 (gene itga8). The coding region runs from base 205 to 3450 and encodes 1081 amino acids. The record is from RefSeq and is a predicted model, not a curated record. The transcript has 30 exons. Lineage: Eukaryota; Metazoa; Chordata; Amphibia; Anura; Pipidae. Gene Ontology annotation, biological process: cell adhesion. Gene Ontology annotation, cellular component: integrin complex; membrane.
UGGGACAGGCGGCCCCAGGGAGCGACCCGGAGUGGGACAGGCGGCCCCAGGGAGCGACCCGGAGUGGGACAGGCGGCCCCAGGGAGCGACCCGGAGUGGGACAGGCGGCCCCAGGGAGCGCACAUAAUAUCAGUGUCCCGUACUGCUAGCCCCGCCCCUCCCUCACCCAGAGAAGCGGAGCGCUAAGGAGUCAGACCCCAGCGGAUGAAGUUGCUCAGUAACACACACAGCGCUGCUGCCGCCUCACUGCUCCGGGCUCUCCUUCCGCGCCACCUUUACCCACAGAAGAUGCUGAGCCGGUGGCGCCCUAUCGCCCAGCAGCCAGCAUGCCCCAUGCUCAUGGUGAUAAUGCUGAGUGGCGUUUGUUCUGCCUUUAACCUGGAUGUAGAGAAAGUGACAGUGUACAGCGGCCCCCCGGAUAGUUACUUUGGCUACUCUGUGGACUUCUACUUGCCCGACUCGGCAAAAACUAGUAUUCUCAUUGGAGCGCCCAAAGCCAAUACCUCUCAGCCACAGAUAGUGGAAGGAGGAGCCGUGUAUUACUGUCCCUUCCCCGAUACCCUGCCUACUGGAUGCAAGCAGAUUCCAUUUGAUAUCACAAACAACAGGAACAUCAGGUUAAAUGGAACCAAACAGCCUGUUGAAUUCAAGUCAAACCAAUGGUUUGGUGCAACAGUCAGGGCUCAUAAGGAAAAAGUUGUGGCUUGUGCCCCACUGUAUCACUGGAGAAGUAUUAAGCCCAUUUCAGAAAAGGAUCCUGUUGGCACUUGCUACAUUGCCAUUCAGAAUUUCAGUGCUUAUGCUGAAUACUCUCCCUGCCGAAGUGACCUUGCUGAUCCUGCUGGACAAGGCGUCUGUCAAGCUGGCUUCAGUCUGGAUUUUUAUAAGAAUGGAGACCUGGCGUUGGGAGGGCCCGGAAGUUUUUACUGGCAAGGACAAGUCUUUACUGCCAGUAUAGCAGACAUAAUUAAAGACUAUUCCUUCAAGAGCAUUAUCAGGAAGAUAUCGGGCGAGAAACAAACAAAAAUGGCACAAUCUGCUUACGAUGAUAGCUACUUAGGAUACUCUGUGGCUGUUGGAGAAUUUACUGAUGAUUCAGUGCAAGAGGUGGUUGCCGGAGUUCCAAGGGGAGCACAAAACUUUGGAUAUGUCUCUAUCAUCAAUUCAACUGACAUGACCUUCAUUCAGAACUUUACAGGUGACCAGAUGGCCUCUUACUUUGGAUACACUGUUGCUGUGUCAGAUGUAAACAAUGACGGGUUGGAUGAUAUCUUAGUUGGAGCCCCACUUUUCAUGGAUCGAGAAUUCGAGAGCAAUCCAAGGGAGGUUGGAAAAGUCUACUUGUACAUGCAAGAAAGCGCUCUUGAAUUUAGAGACCCCCAAGUACUGAAAGGCACAGAAGUCUUUGGGAGAUUUGGUAGUGCUAUUGCCCAUUUAGGCGAUCUUAAUCAAGAUGGAUACAAUGACAUUGCAGUUGGCUCACCAUUUGCGGGGGAAGACAGAAAAGGCAGAGUGUUUAUCUACAAUGGGAACAGCAAUGGGUUAAACACAGAUACCUCCCAGAUACUGGAAGGAGCUUGGGCCUCGCAGUCAAUGCCUGCUGGAUUUGGCUUUACGCUGAGAGGCGAUUCAGACAUAGACAAAAACGAUUACCCAGAUCUUAUUGUGGGAGCUUUUGGAGCAGGAAAAGCUGUUGUUUAUAGAGCGAGACCAGUGAUCACUGUUGAUGCUCAACUUUUGCUCCACCCCAUGAUUCUGAACCCAGAGAAUAAAACCUGCCAGCUCCCCAAUUCAGAAUUUCUGGUGACUUGUUUCACUGUAAGAGUGUGUGUGACUGUGUCUGGGCAAAGCAUCCCUUCAAAUAUUGUUGUGAAAGCUGACCUUGAACUGGAUUGGUUAAAACAGAAGGGUGCAGUGAAAAGAACACUUUUUAUGGAAUCACACCAGGCCCACCAUUCUUUUGAUCUGAUCAUCAACAAACAAAGAUUAUCCCAGUGCUUGGACUUCCUUGUUUAUCUCAGAGAAGAAAGUGAAUUCCGCGAUAAGCUCACUCCAAUCAGUGUCAACUUAAAUUACAGUUUGGAUGAAUCGGCUUAUCUGGGUGACCAGGAACUGAAACCGAUCCUCAAUCGUUACAAGAAAGCAACCAUUCAAGAACAGGCGCACAUUCUAGUGGACUGCGGAGAAGACAACAUGUGCAUUCCUGAUCUCAAGCUCUCCGCCAGACCGGACAAGAAUCAGCUUGUUAUUGGAGAAGAGAACCACAUUCUGUUCAUCAUAAACACAAAAAACCAAGGGGAAGGAGCUUAUGAAGCUGAGCUGCGCAUGAUUAUCCCACCAGAAGCUGAUUAUGUUGGAAUUGAGCGCAACAUGGAGGGACUUCGGCAACUUAACUGUGAAUAUAAAAUGGAAAAUGAAUCUCGACUGGUGGUAUGCGAUCUUGGCAACCCUAUGGUGGCUGGAACAAAUCUGUCUGUCGGUCUGAGAUUCGUUGUGCAACGAUUAGAAACCGUAGAUGCCAUCACAUUUGAUCUCUACAUUAAAAGUUCCAACAAGGACAAUCCAAACAGUAACUUUGUCAGCUUGCAAGUUAACAUAACCGCUGUGGCCCAAGUAGAAAUUAGAGGAGUGUCCCAUCCUCCUCAGAUCAUUCUACCCAUUCCUAACUGGGAGCCGAAGGAGAAACCAUCUGAAGAAAAGGACGUUGGGCCGUUAGUGCAGCAUAUAUAUGAGCUGCACAACAUUGGCCCGAGUGCUAUAAGUGAAACACAGCUGAAUGUGGGAUGGCCUUCUCAAAGCCGAGAUGAGUUUCUCCUCUAUGUAUUUCACAUUCAGACUGAGGGUCCCCUGAAGUGCCAGGCAGGAAGUGCCAUUAACACCUUAAAUAUCAAACCAAGUGAACCUGAAGAUACCCCUGAGCUUGCAGCUUUUCUGAGGAAUACCAGUGUAUCUCAUGCAGUAAGCCGCCGGGAUGUAGCUGUGGCAGAGGCGCUGAGGCACAUUCCCACACCGACAAAACUACUGAAUUGCACUAAUGUGAAAUGUUUAAUGAUAUCCUGCAAAGUCGGCCACUUGGGUGGAGGUCAGCGAGCAGUGGUAAAAAUCCGGUCUCGUCUGUGGGCUCCAACAUUCUUACAGAGAAAAAAUGAUUAUUACUCACUUAUUGCCAAUGUGUCAUUUGAAGUCAAGAAGAUGCCUUAUGACAUUCAGCCAGCCAAGCUCCCAGCAGCAACUAUACUGAUAAAAACAUCUGUGAUCUGGGCCACACCAAAUAUCUCAUUUGCCAUCCCUCUUUGGGUCAUCUUAUUGGCUAUACUCCUUGGUAUACUGGUUCUUGCCAUUCUGACACUGGUUAUGUGGAAGUGCGGGUUCUUCGACAGAGCGAGGCCCCCACAGGAUGACGUUGCAGAUGACACUCAACAGUUAACAAACAAGACGGCAGAAGCAUGAAGGCAGAAGGAGAAAUGCUCUAAUGUGGAGUCUGGAGACAAGAAGUUAUAUGAAGCAAUCUUUUUGAGUGAAAUCAUGAGAUUGAGUUGGUGCCUGAUGAAGGUUAUGGAGGAAACUGCCUUAAACUCUUGCAACAACAAAUGGAAUUUUACUUGAAUCCUUUGGAGUUUUAUUUGGAUAUGUUCGUACCUUCUGGACUUUUGGUGAAAUGAUUGACUUAAAGCAAAAAAUAAUGAGGCAGUGCCUACAUUACUGUCUUCCAAGGACUGCGCAGGUCUGCAGCGUCUGUGGCUAAAUAGAGACUUUGUCGCUCUUCCCUGGAGAAGAUGAACCUUUAACAUGUUGGCGUUCGGUGGCAGAAUGUUCGGAAAUGUCUGUGAAAACGAAUUUGAAAAAACUGAGGUAAAGACUUAUGACAUGAAGCACAGAUCGUUAUUUCUCCCACUAUGGCCUCAGACAGUGACAGGGUUUGUAGCUUUGCAGAUACAUCUGGGGCAUUGUCCAUGUCCUUCUAAUGCUACCGUUCCACUAACAUUCAGAAAGGAACUAUCUUUUUAAUGUGUAUGGACAGUGCACAGGCCACAACAUUCUGGAUAUCAGCAAUAUUUAAGGAUGAGAAAACCAUUGGGCUGCAUUGUUCUGUGCCGGCGUAUGACCCCAUGUUUGUGCCUUUACACCAGGAGUGUGUUUCUAAGGAUACCCGAACUACACAUUUUUAUAUCUACAGUUGGCUGGUAAAUAUUCCUAUGAAGAUGGUUGAACAGGCAUUGUGUUUUGAGUGGCCAUUUUUAUACCACUGUAAAGUUAAAUUAUUUUGUGUCGAAUGUGUGGGACAAUCGGUUUGUUGUGAUUUAGUUUUUCCGCAACCAGUCAGUUGUCAGUUGCCCAAAUGCUCUGCCUCAGUGACAUCAGGGGACUCUUUAACACUGUCUCAUAGUACAAAUAAGCCAGGAAGUGGCUCCUACAAAUACAACAGAGCGCAGCCUCCCUGUACUGUAACCACAACCACUGCUAGUGCAAUAUAAAGUGCAAUUACUACAGGUCCCAAUCAUCAGUGGACUGUACCCCAAGUCAUCCAAAAUAUUCAUGUUUAAACAUCAUGUAAUUACUGUUUCCCGCUGUCAACAUUACCUCUAUAUUUACUGUUUUAUUUGUCACAUGACCAUUAAAUACCCUUAGGGAGUAGUGAGUAUUUAAAACUCUCUGUGCAAUACAUAAUGAACCAAAGGCAUGUUUACACUGGCAUUUGUUGUACUUCUUUGUUGUUUGUACAUAAAAAAAAUAAACAGUUUAAUAAUGAGGAGGAAAUAUGUAA